CAGUAACCAUGUACGAUGCGGCGAGGGUGCCGUCUCCUAAGGAUGGCGCAAACGGGAUGGCUCAACCCGCCGUCCCCGGAGCAGGAGCAGGAGCAGGAACAGCUGCGGGACCAGGUGGGCCGACGCCGACCGCAGUCCUACAAGCUAAAACUGAGGAGGGACAGCCAGGUACGGAGGAAGAGGAGGAAGAUGAGGAGGAGGAGCCCAAAGCAGAGCCAGUCCUGGUGAAGAAGCCACACAGGGAGAUUCUGGACCAUGAGAGGAAGAGGAGGGUAGAGUUGAAAUGUAUGGAGCUCCAGGAGAUGAUGGAGGAACAGGGGUACACAGAAGAAGAGAUUCGACAGAAAGUGAGCACAUUCAGACAAAUGCUGAUGGACAAGGAGGGCGUCAUCACCAGAGAGGGCUCACACACACAACCAGUGGUCAACCACCUGCACUAUCAGCCUGGCGAGUAUGAAGGGAACCCUGAAUUGGUUGGCUAUGAAGACGGAGACUAUGACCAUGAUUACCACAGUGACAGCCGAGUGAAGAGGAAAUCAAGCAGCUCUCCAUCCCCUCGUCCGAAGAAAAGGAAGAAGAAAAAAUCUGGCCGCCGAAGGAGUCGGUUUGGCAGCUCCUCACCCACUCAUAGAGAGAAGAAGAAAAAGAGUGGGAAGAAACACAAGCGAGACAGAUCUGCAUCUGGCUCCAGGAAAAAGAGGAGACACAGAUCGGGCAGCCCAAAGAACAAACACAAAGACAAGAACAAACAGAAAAAGAGGUCCCCCGGUGAGACCCCCAGUAGGAGUUCACAGCGCCAAGGCAGCUGCUGUAGCUCCCGUAGCGCCUCCCUGUCCUCCACACGGAGCACCUCCAAAUCUCCAGCCAGACUGAACUCCAAGCACAAGACAGACGGACAAAAGGCGUCCGGCACCUCGCCAUCCACGGGCCCCAACAUUCCCACCACGUGGCACAACGGGGACCACACCCAGCGGAGCCGCAACGGCAAGGCCGGCAGACUCAACCACGGCGAGGCCGAGAAAGGGCACGAUACGCUCCGUCUGCUGACCGCUAGCUCUGCAAGCAUCCAGUCCACCCUGCUGAGAGAGCACAGGCUCCACAGCGCCCCCGGCAGGAGCCAAACGGGACAGACGAGCACAGUAGGAGAGGCUGGGAGUGUGGAUGGCAGGAAUACGGCUGUGGGGAGCUCCGUUUCCCAGGCGACAGGGAGGAGAGGGAGCUUGAGAGGCCAGAAUAAGACCUCCCGCUCCCCUGCUCACAGCAGCGACUCAGCCCACUCCCAGCACAACCACACUCACAGAGGAAGGAGCUCUCGACACCAGAAAAAGACAAAAGGUGGCCACUCGUCCAAGCGUCACCACCGCUCCAGUCGGGGUCAGGGACACCACCGGAGCCCGUCGGCAUCUCCGGGACGCCACCCACACACGUCGGGCAGGAAGAAAGAGGAGUCUCGGAGCAAACCCAACCUCCGACAACGCAGCAGCUCCUGGAGCAGCGGGCAUUCCUCCUCACGCUCCGCCUCCAGAGACAGGGGCCCCAGCAAGGCCAAGUCCCCACACAACAGACAGAACAACUCCAGAGAGAGGGACAGUCCGAACCGCUCCGACACCGACAGCCGAGCUCGCCGCCGCUCACGCAGCUACUCGCCCAUUCGUAAAAGGAGAAGAGAUUCACCCAGCUUCAUGGAGGCUCGCAGGAUCACCAGUGCUCGGAAGCGGCCGAUCCCGUAUUACCGGCCCAGCCCUUCGUCGUCCAGCUAUGACAGCAGCCCGUCGCGGUCCAGCCGCAGCUACAGCAGCAACAGCCGGAGCCGGAGCCGGAGCCACAGCCGGAGCCACAGCAGGAGCCGGAGCUGGAGCCGGAGCCGCAGCCAGAGCCAGAGCUGGAGCCGCAGCAAGAGUCGCUCCCGCAGCCACCACAGCUACUACAGCCGCAGCAGCUACGACAGCCCCGGCUUCUGA
Messenger RNA from Anoplopoma fimbria (sablefish), 1961 nucleotides. RefSeq names its product serine/arginine repetitive matrix 3 (gene srrm3). The coding region runs from base 9 to 1961 and encodes 650 amino acids. The record is from RefSeq and is a predicted model, not a curated record. Lineage: Eukaryota; Metazoa; Chordata; Actinopteri; Perciformes; Anoplopomatidae. The transcript has 13 exons. Gene Ontology annotation, molecular function: mRNA binding.